Molecule: messenger RNA, 3798 nt
Organism: Uranotaenia lowii
Lineage: Eukaryota; Metazoa; Arthropoda; Insecta; Diptera; Culicidae
Exons: 6
Coding region: 1-3645 (1214 amino acids)
Biological process (GO): SCF-dependent proteasomal ubiquitin-dependent protein catabolic process
Cellular component (GO): SCF ubiquitin ligase complex
Molecular function (GO): protein binding
Source: RefSeq, a predicted model, not a curated record
AUGGAUGUAAAUCCAAAUCCGAAACAAGAUUCUAGUGAGCUGAGUUGUGAAAUGGGAUUCAUCAAUGAACGAACGGUGCCGCCAGCGGAAAUUCCUGGCGCAAGCGUACCAUCAGAAUCAGCGUCCCCACUAGCAGCGAAUGAAUCAAAACCCUCCUCGAGGAGGAAACAUUCUUCGAAGAGCCGUCAGUCGGAAGAAGUAGUGUUGAAGAGCGCAUUGAAGAGCGGUAGUUCAACAACGAAGGCAAAUAAGUGUGUCAAGUUCGGCAAUCCUCUGCAAACCAUCAUUCCAGAGGCCAGUGUUAUUCAGAGAGCGAGGCCCUACAAACCGGGAACCAAGGAACGAGUUUUCUUCUCACUGGAAGAAUUAAGGGGUAAAACUGUCCGCAAGGAGCCAACCCUCCUUAAAGACAUAGAGAAGGAACAUGUGGUGUGGAAUUUUCAACACGAGAUGCCAGAACCAGAAAUAGUUUGGCCCAAAUAUAUGGAACCGACCAAUUGCGACGGGUUGUUCACUCCUUAUUUUGAUCUGCUGCCGAUGGAACUGUUGAUUAAGAUUUUCAAAAGACUCAACUCACGAGAUAGACUUUGUGCAGGCACUGCUUGCAAACGCUGGAUGGAAGCUGCUCAUUACUACAAACCUUUCCAACAAGAUGUAUACUACAACUUUGAUAGAGUUCAGUAUGGUGACGAUGUAGGACCCUUCAAACAUUUCAGCCAAGGAAGAGGUUUCUAUCGUAAGCUUGUGUUUUCCCAAGUUGAGUUCAACGAUCGUUGCAGUUUCUGGACCACCCAUGGCAUUAAUAUAACGGAGCUAACCCUUCGAUCUUGUGUCAUCAAGAAGGAUGUAUUUCUAGCCAUAAUGAGAACCAUGUUGGCGUUACAGCGCUUGGAGCUGAUGCAGUGUGACGAAUUAUUCAAAAAUUGGACGUUGGAAUCAAAUAACCAAGAGCCAAUGUUCCCAUUCUACAUGCUGUGCCUCAAACAUCUCUCCCUCUCCGGCUGUGAUUACUUCAACGAAUACCAUUUUGAGAGGUUCAUAAUCAUGGCCCCGAACAUCAUAUCGAUCGAUGUGUCCAACUGCUUCAUAAACCUCUAUCUUUCCCGACGAAUCUCGAUGCUCGAUCGAGUGAUGAAACUGAUCAGUCGAAAUCGUUACAUUAUGCAAGCCAUCAACCUCACCGACACUCCAUGCGUUGAUGAGAUCACGUGGCACACACUCUGUGAAAUCGAUGAUCUAGAAAUCACCCACCUUACGAUUUCCUACACAGAUCGAGUACCCCUGAAAAAUCCGGGCAUUAAACGCCUCUUCAGCACCCAAACCAAACUCACCUAUCUAGAUUUAACGUCAUCAACAGGUAUAAACGACGCCUGUUUAGUUAUUCUAGUAGAAAACUGUCCCCUCAUUCACACCCUCAAGCUACGGCGCUGUUGGUUGAUCAGCGAUGAAGGAGUCGAGAACAUUCACACGCUCAAACACCUGCGGAUACUGGACAUCUCCGGGUGUGAGCGUAUCAGCGAUUACGGAAUCAAUCACGGAAUCGUCGCCAACAAGCGCAGAGAGAUGCACGAAGUAUAUCUGGCCUUGUUGAACAACCUUUCGGAUACGACGCUCUACUACAUGGUGGCCAACUUCACCAACCUACAGGUGCUGGAUCUGGACAGCUCCAGUAACUGCAUUACCGACUGCGUGAUCCAGUAUAUCGCGUGCUAUCUGGAUAACCUCAAGCAUUUAAACCUCAUUGUCUGUACUAAGUUGAGUUCUACCAGCCGACCGAAAAUGGUCUUAUGCAACCGAAAGGUUUGUCCGGUUUCAAAGCAGAAGCCCAAAGCUGCGGCAGCUAAGUUGCCCAAUAUUGAACCUCCGGAGCCGGCGAAACCUCCUGAAUCAAUCAGGCCCCCAGAACCGGACUUUGGCCAUCUACCGAUCGAGCUCCUUGUGGAUAUAUUCAAAUAUCUGGAGAUUUCGGAUCGUAAUGCGGCGGCUUACGUGUGCUGGACCUGGUACGAGGCGUCCAAGUAUCUGGCCUUUGCCAGGCAGAUGUGUUUACAUUUGGUGGGGAUCGAGUUCGAUGAUUAUAAGCCACCGGUUUCGGAUUUGCUGAUGUGCCCCUACGCUUAUCCGGUUCUGAAGUUGACCCGAGUUCGGCUUCAGGCGAGCUCUUUCAGCCGGUUUUGGUACAACUUUGGACCGUGGAUCAAUGAGAUCUCAUUCGAGAAGUGUAUGAUCUGGAGGGAGCGAAUCAUAAAUGUUUUCAGGUUUAUGAACAAUUUGAGGACUGCUCGAUUUGAAGAGUGUGAUCUGCUGAGGGACGACCUUUUCAAGGAAUGGAAGCAAACCGAUGACGGAUUGAAGGUUACUCAAUUCGAGAAUAUCAGAAGCUUGAGUUUGGCUAGAAAUAACUUUACCGCGCUACAGUUCAACGCGAUUGUGGAGAUGAUACCAAAUUUGACCGAGCUUGAUCUUUCGGAUUGUUUCAAUCAUUUGGAUUCGGUAAUUAAAAUGCGCUUGUUGAACUGCAUCGUGGCGUUCAUCAACGAACGACGAUAUUCGCUUAAACACUUGAAUUUGAGUGGAUUUUCGGUUGAUGAUUUGUUUUUGAGAGGCAUCGUAGAUGCAGAAGGUUUACAGCUGGAAAGCCUUAAUUUCAUGUACCUUGAGUUGAUGCCUCAACGUGAUCCUGCCAUUAUAGACCUCUUAGGCCAGCAAGUCAACUUGAAGAAGUUGGAUGUGUCUUAUUCGACAGGAAUCAAUGACAAAUGUGUAGCACAAAUCGUGAAGUCUAUGCCAAAGCUGGAAGUCCUAAUUAUGACAGGUUGCUGGAACAUUCGGGAUAAGGGAGUAACGCAAAUAUUCCAGCUACAGAACCUCAAAAAACUCGAUCUUUCCAAAUGUCGCUUCACGAAGAAAGCUAUCAUUGAGGGAGCUGUUACCAGUAAUCGAAAAAAUCUCCAGGAAAUACAUCUAGAAGAAAUCGACACCCUGGACGAGGAUUGCAUAGUUCGGAUGGGGGCCAACUUUUCCAACCUAACGGUGCUGAACAUCGGUGGAUCUUCGUCUUGCAUAUCGAACUGGUCUGCGCAGUACAUUUUCUUCCACCUGACCUCGCUCGUCGAGGUCAACUUUGAACGAAGCACCAAGCUCACAGAUGCCGGCUUCACUGGAAUCGAUCUGCCCCAGAAGACGCUCUCCAUUUGGGAUAUCGAGGAAACUUUCUCGAUUGAACGUCUGAAGAAACUUCGUCUGCUGAGGUUGUCCGGGUGUUACAAGAUAACCGACUUCACCCUUAGAUACGCUUUGCGGUUUAAGGAACUCAAGGAGUUAGGACUUUCCCGAUGUCAUCAGAUCUCCAAGCAAGGAAUCGAAAAGCUGGUGACGAGCUGCCCAGCCUUAGAAACGCUGGACCUGAGCGAGUGCCCGAACAUCAACGACAGUUGCGUGGAGCUGGUGGCGCAGAACCUGAAACGGCUUACCACCCUCAAACUGGCCAACUGCACCGAGAUCUCGGAAACCGGAUUGGAUCACAUAGCUCAAUAUUGCAAAAAUUUGAAAUACCUAUACGUGCGAGGAUGCCACAAACUGCCACCGGAUAUAACGGAACGUUUAUCGUGUAUUCCUACAUUGAGACAGGUUUACAAGUCAUAAUUUGAAUGUUGUUUUCAAUGUUGAUAUGUAGUGUUGUACAUAGCAUAAGACGUUCCAAAUGUGUGAGAAAUAUUUAGUGAAUACAAUGUGAAUGAUCCCCAGCCAUAGACAAUCUUCCAUUGAAGCUGUAAAAGAGUUCAAAUAAGUGAUAUG